This is a messenger RNA of Thunnus maccoyii (southern bluefin tuna), 1362 nucleotides long. RefSeq names its product interferon regulatory factor 2-like. Gene Ontology annotation, cellular component: nucleus. The transcript has 7 exons. Gene Ontology annotation, molecular function: RNA polymerase II cis-regulatory region sequence-specific DNA binding; DNA-binding transcription factor activity, RNA polymerase II-specific. NCBI's taxonomy places the organism in Eukaryota, Metazoa, Chordata, Actinopteri, Scombriformes, Scombridae. Gene Ontology annotation, biological process: regulation of transcription by RNA polymerase II; immune system process. The coding region runs from base 48 to 851 and encodes 267 amino acids. The record is from RefSeq and is a predicted model, not a curated record.
CAUCCAUAAAGAACAUCUUUCUGCAUACCUGAGGCUUGGACCGCAGCAUGCAACAACCAGGCCGGCUGAGGCUGAGGCCGUGGCUGGAGGAGCAGAUUCACUCUGGGAAGUAUCCAGGAGUCAGCUGGCUGGACCAGUCAGCAAGAAUUUUCCAAAUCCCGUGGAAACACGCAGCUCGUCAUGGCUGGAGUAUUGACCGAGAUGCUACACUGUUCAGGAGUUGGGCCAUGCACACUGGACGAUACCAACCAGGCAAAGACAAGCCAGAUCCCAAAACGUGGAAGGCAAAUUUCCGCUGUGCCUUGAAUUCUCUGCCUGACAUCUGUGAGCUGCGGGAGCACAGCAGGAAGCGAGGCAGCAAUGCCUACAGAGUCUACAGGAUGCUGCCCAGCACACAAACACACAGGCGCAGGAGAGGGCUUAGGUUGUUCAGCAGGCCCCGAGAGAGACAGGUCAGUUUAGGAGCCUGCAUACCUGAUGAUCCCUGCACUGUGCACACAUGGCAACCCACAACGAGACCCGUUUCAGACACACCGCCGAAGGUGGAGACCCCUGCGGAAGACGUGUUACGCAGCACUCAAACACAUGGGAUGUGGGAAGCCAAACCAGAGGACCAGGAACAGAACGAGGCUGUUUUUAAGCUGAUGGAUCACUUAAGCAAUGCUGACCUGUGGAAUCAGACUGGGGAGCAGAGAGGAUGGAGAACACACACACUGUGGGACCACUGGCACUGUCCUGGUGAUGAUAACCUUUACUCCCUCCAUGCAGACAACUACACUGAUCUUUUUGGCCCAAACUACAUCAAGGAACUCUCUGAUUGGUCCACACAUCAGCAAACACUGAUGCCGUAGUCUAGUUGUGCAGCCAACAGCACCCAAAUGUGCAAACCUACUAGAAAAUAACAUCUCAUCCUCCUGUUUGCAUAGAGCACAUACUUGAUUAAAAGCUGUUUUUUCUUGCUAAGUUUCAUCUGUUGUUGUCUCUUGGCGUCUAUCUGCUGAGCUGACCUCUGAAAGACAGAUAUAUCGAAGAGAGCGGGAGAGGACAGAGAAUAUUACUCAGUCAGUCAGUCAGUCAGUCUGUCGGUCAUCCUCUUUGCUGAGCCGGCUGAGAUGAAGAUCUUGUUCCAAGCCAAGCUGUAGCUCCGCCAUCAUCACUUCAGUUCGUUAUGGUUCAGCGCUUCACACUCACUGAAACGACACCAAGCUCACACCACAGCUGACAGAGUAAACAGAUCUCAUUUCGCUUCAGUGUGGGAUGAGUUAUUGCUCUGCUGUUUCUUCAAGUUUAACCAGCACACUGUAAAUGAAGAGCAGCUCAUGUAGCUUUUACACUUUGUAAGUUUGUGUUUGUCAUGUUUGC